This is a messenger RNA of Condylostylus longicornis, 803 nucleotides long. RefSeq names its product threonylcarbamoyl-AMP synthase (gene Tcs1). Gene Ontology annotation, molecular function: nucleotidyltransferase activity; tRNA binding; double-stranded RNA binding. The transcript has a single exon. Lineage: Eukaryota; Metazoa; Arthropoda; Insecta; Diptera; Dolichopodidae. The record is from RefSeq and is a predicted model, not a curated record. Bases 1 to 723 code for a protein of 240 amino acids. Gene Ontology annotation, cellular component: cytoplasm. Gene Ontology annotation, biological process: regulation of translational fidelity.
AUGAUCAGAUUAAAAGAUUUCGUUGCAUGUACAAUUUUCAAAAAUUCUAAAUUAAACUUUUAUUCUAAAAUGACGUUACAAAAAAUUUUUGUUUCCGAAACAGAAAAUUCAAUAGAAAAAGCUACCGAAAUUCUAAACAUGGGGCAAGUGAUAGCAGUGCCAACAGAUACAGUUUACGGAUUAGCUUGUAAUGCUAAUGAUUCGGUAGCAAUAAAGAAAUUAUAUAAUAUUAAAGGUAGAGAUAAAUUAAAACCUGUCGCAAUUUGUGUUGCCAAUUUACAAAAUGUAAAAUAUUAUGGCAAAGCGGAACACUUACCGGAAAAUUUAUUAAACGAAUUGCUACCAGGUCCAAUUACUAUAGUAUUAGAAAAAACAAAAAAGCUUAGUUCACCAUUUUUAAAUCCAGGAAUAAAUAAAAUUGGCAUUAGAAUACCAAAGCUUAAAUUUAUACAAAAUUUAUGCAGUAAAUUAGAAUUUCCGAUAGCAUUAACAAGUGCUAAUUUAUCGAGUGAACCAAGUAGCCUUAAUAUUCAGGAAUUUGCAAGUAUAUGGCCUAGCUUAGGCGGAAUUUUCGAUGGUGGAAUUUUGAGCCUUGACGAAACGUCCAGAUCUGCUUCAACAGUUAUUGAUUUAUCAGUUCCAGAUAAAUAUAAAAUAAUUCGUAGAGGUAUUAUGGCGGAUGAAAUCGUUGAAAUUUUAAGAAAAUACGGUAUAAAACCUUAGAUUAAAAAUUUAGAUUUUGUAAAGAUACAUAUGAUGUAUAUUUUAUUUAAGCUAUUUUAUUACAAUAAAUUAAUUAUUAA